This is a messenger RNA of Diatraea saccharalis (sugarcane borer), 1536 nucleotides long. The record is from the annotation of a GenBank genome assembly. NCBI's taxonomy places the organism in Eukaryota, Metazoa, Arthropoda, Insecta, Lepidoptera, Crambidae.
UAAAUGGCAAAUUAAUAUAUUUUCAGCUUAUUGUCCUUCGCUAAUGGAUGGUCUGACACGAAACAGCGAAGCUUUCCUGAAAAUUUUUUAUUUGGUGCUGGUACCUCAGCCUAUCAAGUGGAGGGAGCUUGGAACUCAGAUGGUAAAGAAGAAAGUAUGUGGGAUAGCUACACUCAUAAACAUCCUGAGUUUGUAAAAGACGGUGUAAAUGGUGAUGUCGCUGAUGAUUCUUAUCAUCUCUACCAUAGAGACAUCGAGAUGCUAAGAGAAUUAGGUGUUGAUCACUACCGGUUCUCGAUAGCCUGGUCGAGGAUACUUCCUACAGGUCUGAUUAACAAUAUAAAUGAAAGAGGUCUUGAUUAUUAUGACAAUCUAAUUGAUGAACUACAGAAAUAUAACAUAGAACCUGUAGUGACAUUAUAUCAUAUGGAUUUACCUCAAAGACUUCAAGAUAUGGGCGGCUGGGCUAACCCUCUGUCUGUCGAAUGGUUUGAAGAUUAUGCUAGAGUGCUCUUUGAGAAAUAUGCUGGUAAAGUGAAGUACUGGGUUACUAUAAACCAACCGAAUAAUAUAUGUAUGGAUGGUUAUGGAGACAAGACCAUGGCCCCAGCUAUUAAUAUGAAAGGGAUUGCGGAUUACAUAUGUGUGAAGAAUGUUAUGGUUGCUCACGCUAAAGUCUACAGAUUAUAUGAGAAGAAGUAUAAGAAAAAGUGCAAUGGUCUCGUCGGCAUAGCGUUAGCGUUGAACUGGGCAGAUCCGGUCAAUAAUAAAACAGAAAAUGUUAAAGCUGUUGAGGACUACAGAGAGUUCACUAUAGGUUUAUAUAUGAAUCCCAUAUGGUCUAAGGAAGGGGAUUACCCUAAAGUCGUGAAAGAUUUAAUCGCAAAAAAAAGCAAAGAGCAAGGAUUUACUAAAUCAAGAUUACCAGAGUUGAGUACUGAAGAGAAGGCGAUGUUGAAAGGAUCUGCUGAUUUUCUGGGCAUGAAUCACUACACGACAUUUUUAGUGAAGAAAACGAAUAUGAAAUACGACUCUCCGUCGUUCCGAGACGAUGUCAGUGUUGACCUCUCUCAGGGUAAAGAUUGGAAGAAGAGCGAAUCUUCAUGGCUAAGAAGUGUCCCUUACGGUUUAUAUAAAGUGUGUGUAUAUAUAAAUCAGAAAUAUAACUAUCCAACGAUACUCAUCACCGAACACGGCUGGUCUACUAAACCUGGCAUAGGCGACCAAAGUCGGGUCGAUAACUUGAGAUCUUACCUGUUCGCUCUGUUGUUAGCACUAGAAGAUGGCACUGAAGUUAUAGGUUAUACUGCGUGGAGUCUUAUGGAUAAUGUAGAAUGGACUGCGGGAAUCAGUGAACGCUUUGGUCUCUACGAGGUAGAUUUUGACUCGAAUGAAAAGAAAAGGACGCCUAGACUGUCUGCUUUUGUUUAUAAACGCAUUAUAGAGAGAAGAAUAAUAGAAGAAAACUGGACACCAGAAAAUUUAAAUAUGGAAAUUUCUAAUAGAAGGCUGAGAAAAAUUAAAAUUGAAUUGUAA